AUGCCAGGUCCCGUCAUUGAAGAAAUUGAGACCGAGAAAAAGGUUCAGAUGGAUGAGCCUGUGGUGGAGGACAUGAAGGACGAUGAGGACCACGAAGAUGACGCCGAGGACUCUGAUGAUGAGGACGAUGACAAGGAAGAUGGUGUUGCAGGGACAAAUGGAAGUUCUAAACAAAGCCGAAGUGAGAAGAAGAGUCGUAAGGCGAUGUUGAAACUUGGAAUGAAACCUGUUACUGGUGUUAGUCGUGUCACCAUUAAGAGAACCAAAAAUGUAUUGUUUUUCAUCUCAAAACCUGAUGUCUUCAAAAGCCCAAAUUCUGAGACCUAUGUCAUAUUUGGGGAGGCUAAGAUAGAGGAUUUGAGCUCUCAGCUACAGACGCAGGCUGCCCAACAAUUCAGGAUGCCAGACAUGAGUUCUAUGAUCGCAAAACCUGAUGCAUCUACUGCAGCUGCUGCCACACAGGCAGACGAGGAAGAGGAAGAGGAAGAGAUUGAUGAGACUGGUGUCGAGGCUCGUGACAUCGAUCUGGUCAUGACCCAAGCAGGGGUGUCGAGGAGUAAGGCCGUCAAGGCUCUCAAGACUCACAAUGGAGACAUAAUUAGUGAGACUGGGGAAAGCAGUGUUGCUGGACGGAUACCCCAGCCAACACUUGUUCAUGGGCAGCCGCAUGCACAGCAAAUACAGCAUGGAUCUGGAAAUGAGGGGAGUAAUGCACGCAUACAGGCUGUUUCUAACGGUAAUGGGCAGCAGGAAACAGUGAUGCGGCAGCCUCAAACUGAACGUGGACAGCCUCAAGAACGGACUGGACAGACUGGUGAAUCCUUCUCUGCUGUUUUUGGUGGAGCGGAGUCAAUCAGCACCGAUGCUUCACAGCCCUAUUAA
Messenger RNA from Fraxinus pennsylvanica, 882 nucleotides. NCBI's taxonomy places the organism in Eukaryota, Viridiplantae, Streptophyta, Magnoliopsida, Lamiales, Oleaceae. The record is from the annotation of a GenBank genome assembly.